Lolium rigidum is the source of this 2903-nucleotide messenger RNA. Its product is annotated as sulfate transporter 1.2-like. Gene Ontology annotation, molecular function: secondary active sulfate transmembrane transporter activity. Lineage: Eukaryota; Viridiplantae; Streptophyta; Magnoliopsida; Poales; Poaceae. Bases 553 to 2529 code for a protein of 658 amino acids. The record is from RefSeq and is a predicted model, not a curated record. The transcript is spliced from 12 exons. Gene Ontology annotation, biological process: transmembrane transport. Gene Ontology annotation, cellular component: membrane.
CCUGUGCUCUGUUGAACGUGGUUCGAUUUUCGACGCAGAUUCGUACUUUGCAGCUUAGCCUAGCUAUCCCUCUUGGCCCUUUUAAAACUGAGGGGUUGACAUUCAUCGUAGCCGGAGUGCUAUAUAUAAUGGACAUUCUCUAGCUAGGUUCUGAACAAUCCAAGGAAGAAGCAAGCAAGGCCUCUGUCUUCCUGGGCCAAGAGCAUCCUCGUGUAGGUUUUCUUCCGUUCUCCAUUCUCCAGGCUUGUCAGUUAGGAAUGAUCCCAUGGUCAAACACUAGACAGCCACUGACCGAUGAUCGUUGAAUUCUGUUGUGUGCUUGUAUUCUUGUUCUUGUUCUUGCAUAGGCUUCAGAUUUAUUUAGCUCUGAAGUAAAACAUCAUUUCAUUCAGUUCAGAGCUCAGAUCACCUGGGUUUUGGGCCAUGCAUGCAGCUGGUCAUGCAAGUCCGUGCAGCUUUGGCCUUCUGAAUAGAGUUUGACCAAUGUGCUCACUGCAUCGUUUGCAGAUACAAGUGCCCUUCUGCACCUAGGCGUGUGCAACAUCGUCCACAAUGCCGCGUACCGUGUCUGAUGGCGGUGAAGAAUUGCCCGGCGAUGACAUCUCCAGCCGGACGAUGUCACGCCGCCGCACGGAGAAUACCCACAACAGCUACAAGGUUGGUUUUCCGCCCAAGAAGGGCGCUUUCGCGGAGUUCUCCGACGGGUUGAAGGAGACCUUCUUCUCCGACGACCCGCUGAGGCCGUUCAAGGACCAGCCCAAGUCCAAGAAGCUGUGGCUCGGCCUGCAGCAUGUCUUCCCGAUGCUGGACUGGGGCAGGAACUACACCUUGGGCAAGUUCAAGGGCGACCUCAUCGCCGGGAUGACCAUCGCCAGCCUCUGCAUACCUCAGGAUAUCGGUUAUGCCAAGCUUGCUGGCCUGUUACCACAGUAUGGACUGUACAGUAGCUUCGUCCCGCCUUUGAUAUAUGCCCUGAUGGGUAGUUCCAGGGACAUAGCCAUCGGUCCUGUGGCGGUCGUGUCGCUGCUGCUCGGCACUCUUCUCCAACAGGAGUUAGACCCGGUCAAGGAUCGGGAAGAGUACACCAGCCUGGCCUUCACCGCCACAUUCUUCGCGGGCCUCACUCAGUUCGCGCUCGGAUUCUUUAGGCUAGGGUUCAUCAUAGAGUUCUUGUCUCAUGCCGCCAUCGUUGGUUUCAUGGCGGGUGCAGCCGUCACCAUUGCUCUUCAACAGCUCAAGGGAUUCCUUGGCAUUGCGGUCUUCACCAAGAAGUCAGAUAUCAUAUCAGUCAUGAAAUCUGUCUGGGGAAAUGUUCACCAUGGCUGGAACUGGCAGACAAUAUUGAUCGCAGCAUCGUUCUUGGCAUUCCUUCUAGCAGCCAAGUACAUUGCUAAGAAGAAUAAAAAGCUCUUCUGGGUUUCUGCAAUCGCGCCGCUUAUAUCGGUCAUCUUAUCCACCUUGUGUGUGUACCUCACUCGUGCAGACAAGCAAGGCGUCGCUAUUGUCAAACACAUAGACCAAGGAAUCAAUCCAGCGUCAUUUCAUCGCAUAUUUUUCAGCGGCCCAAACUUGACGAAAGGAUUCAGAAUUGGGGUUGUAGCUGGAAUGGUCGCCCUAACGGAAGCCAUUGCGAUUGGACGAACAUUUGCUGCCAUGAAGGACUAUCAAAUAGAUGGUAACAAAGAAAUGGUGGCUCUAGGAACCAUGAACAUUGUAGGUUCAUUUACUUCAUGCUAUGUAGCAACAGGUUCUUUCUCACGAUCAGCAGUGAAUUACAUGGCUGGAUGCAGAACAGCAAUAUCCAAUGUCGUUAUGGCAAUUGUAGUAAUGCUCACACUGUUGUUGAUCACUCCGUUGUUUAAGUACACGCCGAACGCCAUCCUAGCUUCCAUCAUAAUAAACGCAGUGCUUGGACUAAUUGAUUUUGAGGCUGCCUACCUUCUCUGGAAGGUUGAUAAAAUGGACUUUGUGGCCUGCCUAGGAGCAUUCUUUGGGGUUAUAUUUGCAUCAGUAGAGUAUGGCUUGCUCAUUGCGGUUGCAAUAUCUCUUGGCAAGAUUCUUCUUCAAGUAACACGGCCGAGAACAGCUUUACUUGGUAACCUUCCAAGAACAACGAUCUAUAGGAAUGUUGAACAAUACACAGAAGCUACCAAGGUACCCGGGGUUCUGAUUGUAAGAGUGGACUCGGCCAUUUACUUCACGAACUCCAAUUAUGUUAAAGAGAGGAUCCUGAGAUGGCUGAGGGAUGAGGAAGAACAACAGGAGGAGCAAAAGCUGUCAAAAACAGAGUUUCUGAUUGUUGAGUUAUCUCCGGUAACUGACAUCGACACGAGCGGAAUCCAUGCAUUGGAGGAAUUGCUUAAAUCACUUGAAAAGCGCAAAAUUCAGCUGAUCCUCGCCAAUCCCGGGCCAAUAGUGAUCCAGAAGCUGCGGGCGGCGAGAUUCACAGAGCUCAUCGGCGACGACAAGAUAUUCCUGUCGGUCGGCGAGGCGGUUAAGAUGGUCGCUCCAAAGCACGAGAACGCCUGAAGAAGAUAUGCAUCGAGAGAUGUACAGACAGAACAAAGAGACAUAUUUGGUGUGAUUUUUAUAGAGCGGGGAGCACAGGAGUGAACGGCAUGGUUUGUGCAAAAGGGUAAAUAAUGGAGGUGCGUUGGAUUUGGAUCUCAUCAGGUUGGAGAAAAAGGCGAAGAUGGUGGUGGCCUAGUAGGACAUCAUCACAUCAACAUGAGUGUGUAUGCUGUCGUGGUGUGUGUGUGGGUUUGUUGGUAAGCAAUUGCUUAUUAGAUGACGGUUUAUAUCAUGAUCCAUCUUUAGGUUUUUGCAGUUUAUAGAUCUGUGCCACGUAUAUACGCGUGUGUUUGGACUUUACUGCUUUUUUUCACUGCUUUUCUACCUUUAAG